AUGGGCGGCACAGCUGUGCAUUUUAUUUGGUUCCCCGCCGGCAGCGGUUUGGGUUCAGAACGACGUAAUCUGCGGCGCCAGCUGGCGCACACUGCGGCUGCAAAUAGCCGUGGCUCGCGCUGGGCUCUGGGUCCCCGGGCAGGGGGCGGCGCUGGCCGCACGGCGCCUCUGGACGCGCUCUCUGGCAGGCGAGCUGCGCCGCGUCGCUUCCUGGAUGUCAGCGCGGGCAGCGACAGGGACAGGCGGACAGCUGAGGCGGCGUAUCGACCGACAGCCGCACUCACGUCCAGGCCGGAGGCUCCGGGGCAGCCCCGCGUCUUGCCGCCCGCCACUUGUCAGCAGCAGUGUGUCCACUCCUGCAGGGCUGCCAACCCGCCGCCCCCUGCCAGUCACGGCGCCUCGGCCGCGUCCCCGCCACUUGUCAGCGGCAGCGCCGACGCUCCGCGCCCCUCCACCUCCUACCCUCCCCGCUCCUCCCCAACCAGCCCCUUCCACGGCUGCCAACCUGUCAGUCGUGGCGGUGCUCGUCUUGGCCGCGCCGGGCUGUCAGCUGCAGGAGCUCGGUCUCCCAGCUGUCCGGCGGCUUUCGCAUGCCCCCACCCUUCCUUCUCUUCCCUCACCCUCCCGGCCUUCACCACGACCCUUCCUGACACUCCUAACCCCGCCGUCACGUGCAAAGUUGGAAGCUUCGCAGCACCUCUCCACUUGCUAUUCCUGCUCCUGUGCAAUGCCUCACAAAAUUUCAGUAUCUGGUCUCAAGUCUCCUAG
Molecule: messenger RNA, 768 nt
Organism: Schistocerca serialis cubense
Lineage: Eukaryota; Metazoa; Arthropoda; Insecta; Orthoptera; Acrididae
Product: translation initiation factor IF-2-like
Exons: 2
Coding region: 1-768 (255 amino acids)
Source: RefSeq, a predicted model, not a curated record